GAUAAUAUCAGGUCAAGGAAUUACGAAUAAUAUUCCCGACUUUUUGGGGGACAGCAAGACCUUACAGUCAAGUCUUCAGAACUUGGACUUGAGCUUGAACUCACUAACGGGAACAAUACCCCCGUCUCUGAUGCGCCUUGGUUCCAUAAAAUCAUUGGUUCUUCAAGGAAACCACUUAGAAGGUUCAAUUCCUUCUAUUGACUCCUCUAAAUUCCCUAGUCUAGUUGCUCUCGACCUGGGAACAAAUAAUUUGACGGGCACAAUACCUAGUUCAAUAUCAACACUGGAAAAUAUAAGAUCGCUACGUUUAACCGCGAAUAAAUUGACCGGAAGUAUUCCGCCAUCGUUCAAAAAUCUAAAUAAUCUGAAAGAAUUGGAUUUGAGUGAUAAUAAAUUAGGUGGUAACAUACCCACCGAAAUUGGUAGUAUGUCAUUGGACACACUAAUUCUUUCGGAAAAUACAUUUUCGG
This is a messenger RNA of Acaulospora morrowiae, 470 nucleotides long. NCBI's taxonomy places the organism in Eukaryota, Fungi, Glomeromycota, Glomeromycetes, Diversisporales, Acaulosporaceae. The record is from the annotation of a GenBank genome assembly.